UCAGCUUCCACUCUUUGAUAUCUAGAUAGCAGCUGUGCGUUUGCAUCAGAUUUUCUUUGUGAUCUUGGAGUUGGACUUGCACGGUGGUUGCAUCAUGGACGUCCAUUUUGCACACUAGGAAACAGAUACAUGAAUGGAGACACUCGCAGUCUUACCUGCGCAGCAGCUACGUUUUUCUAAUGGUAAACAACGGCACUCGCUGAAGCAUGAUGGCGUGUUGCAGGAUGCAGGAGAUUUCAUACAUUGUGAUGUUGGACCGAGGUCUGCUCAGACAGAUGGUGGGGGUGGGGGGCUAAGGAGCACAGUAAACAGAACUGCCUGUUCUGUGUCUGUCAGCAACACCAAGGCAUCUUCAUAUUGGCCGUACAUCGCUGCUGCAGUGAGUCUGCUGGGUACACCAUGCUGCGAUUGCAUAACUGCCCCUCCAGAACCCACCCCUCCCUCAUGCGCCAUCUAAAAUAUGUUUUACAUCUUACAGGCAAGUUCAAUGUGAGUCUGAACCGCUUCUUAAAAAAACAAAAAAAAUCAUUUAAUCAAUCAAACCAAAGCUACUGAGGAUGGCUGAUCAAUAAUCACCACUGAGGUUCAGUUUCAGCCAGCGUUUCCACAUUUCUGCUCUGCCGCGAUGCUGCGAGAGCAACAUGGAUGAAAGCAACGGCUGUGUGGCUGUAAUGAAUUGUCAGUCAAAAUGGCCUACAGUGGCUGACAGCAGGGCUGAAUUAUUCAAAACAACGCCUCCUCUCAAACUCUCAGAGCACUCAGCGGCAUCAGAGACAAACAUCAGACCACCAUCAUGCAUUUUAGAAGAAGGUGAACAUGUGACUUCGGAAAGAUGUGCUGAUUUAAGAAACACCAAGAGAUGGUAAACAAAGACAUUUUUGAGGUUCAUGAAAUGUGGGCGAUGAGAUGACAAUCUUGGUUCCCACUGCCAUUUUAACACCAGUGAUAUCGCUGUUUCCUUCAGUGCACCAGGGAAAUAUUAAAUGUAUCAAUCUAGAACAAUUUUACUGCAAUAUUUGUUUACCGAUCAACAUGACAAUUUCAAAUACAAAUGCAUGUGAGCGUGAGGGAUCAUCUUUUUAUUAGUGAAUGAGCAUAAAAGAGCAGAAUGCAGCUGUCCUCUAAUGGAUUUAUGCAACAUUUAAUCCACUUUAAGAAACAUAAACACGAUGUGCAUGAGAGAUGAAGCUGCAUAUUAUGAAUGUGGGGAUUUGUCCUAUCUGGUCAGAGGUUAUGCAAUAAAAACAGCACAUUACAGGUCAGUAAUAUUGCCAGGCUUUUUCUCCAGAGGAGGCAUGAAUGUGGACACACAGCUCCACAUUGUCUGAAUACCUGACUGCGCGCUGCUGGUAUGUGAAGCCGCAGACUCUGUCCUCUCAGGGUCAAGACUGGUCAUGGGAUGGGUGGACGGGGUGCAGGGCGGACAAGAAGGCAGCGAGUGUUCAUUGAGAGAGGAGAGCAGGUAGAGAGGCAGAUGAUCUGCAUGACUCAUUCAGAUCACACUGAACCUCUCCACACGCUGUGGUAGGGAUAGUUUGCCAGAAAAAAGAAACAUGUAGGGAGGAAUUUCAAGGCGAUAAGAACAUUCUCGGCAUAUCUCUACCUCUCUCCUUUUGGGUGGGACUUUAUCACGACAGAUGCUAUAAAAGAUGCGGCGGCUGAUUCCCGUUGUGUUUGGUUGUCUUCCUGUGGAAUGCAAAGGGUGCCGCAGUGAUCGGUCAUCUGAGGGUGAGAAUGUUCUCCUCUGCAACUCUAUGCUUUCCACUCCUCUUUCUCCUCUCGCCAGCGACGACCAGGUCAAAUGCCUGCCAUGAUUUCAUUAGUGUAAUAAUUCCCCAGCAGAGAGUGUAAACACACACGCACACACACACACACACCCAGGAUGUAAAGACUGUGAGAGCUGCGGCCCGGGCCCUCUCUGCUGAGAGAUCAGCCUCUUACAUAACAGCAGAGGACUCUGUCGAUAAGGGAAGGGGCUGCGCCAAAUCUGGCCCAUCAGCAGGCCGUCUGCAUUCGUUGUCAGCUCUUUUCAGAGCAUCAGCACCAAUUAGAGAGUCAUUUUUAGCUGCUUCAUCUCCAAGCCUCAAAAGAUUCCUUUGUGGACCGGAUUUUUUUGUGUGAGCUGGAUCCCUGCGGUCGGGUUUGAUAUCAAGAUCCAAGUCUGAUAGCUGCGCCCGGUUGAUGGAGAAAACGUGAGGAGGAGACACAUUUCCCAUUUGAAUCUGUGACAAAAGAGACAAGUUCUAAGGCGUCUUUCCGACUUGUUGCUUCCUUCUCUUUUUACAAGUUCUGGCUACCUGCCUCCCUCCUGAGGAAUUCAUGAGCCUUUGAGAGACUCCUACUCUAUGAUGCAUUUUAACUCCUCAAAAGAAGACCAUCUCCAGCCAACUCAUCUGUGACUCCUUGAAACAGACUUGUCUUACACUUGAAGUGAAAACCAGAGACAGAAAGGGCACAAGGCGUGUGAAGGAAACAGUGGAAGAUCGUCUCCAGGAGGACCACUAUAUAACAUCUAAGACUUUUUCUGGACUUCUUGGAAAUAGUAAAUACAUAGACAACCACACGAGUACUGUUUGUAUAUAUUAAUGUUGAUGUGCAUAUGAGAUUAUUUAUUGGUGUUUUCUCCGAUUGAGAGCUCUGUGCUACUGUCUGUUGUCUGUGAAUCCAAGUUGUUGAAAUAGCCAUUUAAAACAUCAGCAUUUGUGAGACCAACAAGAAGAAAAGUACCUUUAAGCUGUCAACACCGGUCAGAUAGCGUAAGCUGUUGCGGCGUCCGCUGACACCCGCUGCAAGGUGCUCUGACUCUGCUCCUUUUAGGACUGUCAGAAGAAACAUGGAGGCCACCAUUCGUCCUCAUGUCCCCUCAAAUGGUUGACUUCUCUGAAGAGAUCUAAACGCAUACCAUCUGAAGCCAUUGCCUAAGCAGAUCUCUCUUCUAUCUCCAAAAGACAAAGUUGCGAAUGUCCUGCCUCAGGCGUCAGCCCGUCACCAUUCCGAUGGACACCGUGAAGAUCAUCCAGUCGGAGAAGUUCCCCAGAGAGUGCCCCGUCCCCGUCACCCAGCCUCGCUAUGCUCCGCCUCCCAGAGUGGCAUGGGACGGUGGCGGCGAAGGAGAAAUUAUCGUCAACCAAGCCUGCAGUGACCUGACGCUGGACAUGACGGGCUCCCCACGACCAAUGGUGCCCUCGCCCGUCCCUCUGAUCCGCAGGGAGCAGAGCUUCCUCGCGCAGCGUAAAACCAGUGCCAACGAGAUCUGCUACCACCAAUUCCACUACAAGAUGGAAGACGUGAUAGUCAACCAGUACGUGCUGCGCUCCUCCUCAACCUCCUCUUCCUCGUCCUCCUCUUCCUCGUCAGGACCCGUCAUGCCCUGUGAGCCACUCGACUGCCCCACCUGUGGGCACACCUACAACUUCGCCGGCAAGCGUCCUCGCAUCCUGUCCUGUCUGCACUCCGUGUGUGAGGAGUGUCUGCAGAUACUCUACGAGUCCUGUCCCAAGUACAAGUUCAUCUCCUGCCCCACCUGCCGACGUGAGACGGUGCUGUUCACUGACUACGGCCUGGCUGCCCUGGCCAUCAACACCAGCAUCCUGAGCCGUUUGCCCUCGGAUCCCAACGGGCCGGUGCAGUGGGGCGGGGAGGCCGACCGCAGCUGCUACCAGACUGUGCGCCAGUACUGCCAGUCGGCCUGCACCUGCCAGAUCGCCAACCCCUUGUCGUCCUGCGGCAUCAUGUAGGCGAGGACGACGCUGCAGACUGGACUCACGCUGCUCCCCCUCACCCACUAUUGCCAAUAAGCUAUCACCUUUCUGCAGCGCCCCCAUCUCACCCCCAUAAAUCCCUCCACAGAUGUUAUCUCUAUAUAUUUAAUAGCACAGAUGGUCACUGUGUGGGACUACUGGAUGUCGGUGGAAGAGAGAGUAAAUACAUGUAUUUUAUGUAUGAACUGGAAUCCUAUUCACCCUCUUGUUUGGUUGGAUGUAUUUGUCAUUGACUUCUCUUUACAUGGGAAUGCCAGGGGAGGUCAACCCUCCCCCCCAACCUAGGUGAAUAAAGAUUAAAUUGCGACAA
This is a messenger RNA of Synchiropus splendidus (mandarinfish), 4071 nucleotides long. RefSeq names its product ring finger protein 208 (gene rnf208). The record is from RefSeq and is a predicted model, not a curated record. Bases 2961 to 3737 code for a protein of 258 amino acids. Gene Ontology annotation, molecular function: ubiquitin protein ligase activity. The transcript is spliced from 2 exons. Lineage: Eukaryota; Metazoa; Chordata; Actinopteri; Syngnathiformes; Callionymidae. Gene Ontology annotation, biological process: protein ubiquitination.